GAACCUAGUAUCAUCAGCAACCUACCAGCAACCUACCAGCAACCUACCUGACGAUCUAGCAACCUCGCCUGAAAUAUUAAUUUGAAGAUGCGUGUCAUUUACCUCGCUGUGUUUGUGGCGUCCAUUGCCCUUACCCACGGAGCUAACACCAGGCUACAGAGGAAAGAUCUGCUGGAUGGUCUUCUUGGUGGUGAUCUUGUAAGUGGUGUCGUAGAUGGUGUCGUAGAUGGUGUCGUAGAUGGUGUCGUCGAUGGUUUAGUUGAUGAAGGUGGUCUGUUGGGUGGUCUUCUUGGUGGUGAUGUUCUAGAUAACCUUGUGGGUCCGAGCGGUCUAAUCAGCUCCGUGAUUGGAAAUGUACUAAGUUCUGACGUAGUGGGCAGUCUGUUGAGUGAUGUUGGCAUUAAAUCCAUCUUGGACUCUGUGAAUAACCUGGUGUCUGCUGUGGUAGGUGUUGUGGAUGAGCUACUGAAGGCUGUGUUGGCGGUUUUAGAGGGCGUCGAUCUGUCCAACACAAGCGAAGUGAUCAAGAAAUUUGACGCCAUUCCCUGUAACAAACUGUGCCCAGUGUGUGCCCUCCUGAAACCAGCUGAACUUCAACCAACUUGUACCAGCUACUGUAAGGCAACAUGCCGAUGGGUGUUUUGAUUCAUUCAAGCAGAUAUUAACGUCAAGUCCUCUCUUGGAAAAAUAUUCAAUGUAUUUCGUCUUGUGCUAAGCAUUCAAUAAAAUCCACCUCUC
Physella acuta is the source of this 738-nucleotide messenger RNA. RefSeq lists its product as uncharacterized. The record is from RefSeq and is a predicted model, not a curated record. NCBI's taxonomy places the organism in Eukaryota, Metazoa, Mollusca, Gastropoda, Physidae.